UGAUCCUCGAGGCUACAUUCCAGGUAAAGAGAAAUAAAUAGGAUGAUUGAACCAAAGACUUAUAUCUCUUAGUCUAUGAAUAUGUUAUCAACAAUACGCCCAUUAUGUGGGAUAGAGAAACUGGUAUGCAUAUUGAUCUGUGUAUGUGCAAUAAAAUAACACUCGUUUAAAAGGAUACGUGCAUUUCACUGGUAUCUGGAAGGCACUUGGUAAUUCAAAAUCUGACAUUGUCAAAAUGGUCGAUUCAAAUCCUGAAUUGGGUACAAAAAAGAUCAGAGGAGGAUUCCUUCGAAUCCAAGGCACAUGGAUUCCUUAUGACUAUGCCCACUUACUCUGUAAACGCACUGCCUGGCAUAUCCGAAAAGAAUUGGUGCCUAUGUUUGGCCCCAAGUUCCCAUUAGAAGCACUUUCACCCGAUCAUCAAGACUAUGGUUGUCUCUUAUUGCACCCCAAAUCCAAAGUUCAGAAAAAGAGUAACACAACCAUGCGUCAAAAGCCUUAUGCCAAAGGCCGCAAAACCAUGCGAUCCAGCUCUCAAGAUUUCCACCAGUAUGUCGGUCAAUCGUUUGCUCAACAAGGAUGAAAGCUCGGAUGAGUUUGAUGAUAUGAUGACACUUUCGGAUGCUUCCUCAUUAUCUUCUCUUGAUUCACCCACGCCUUCUCCGACAUUCCGAGUGAUCCAGACAUAUCCACCAGACAACAACAGCUGGUCAAACGAAGGUCCCUUAUUACCACCAAUUCAGCAAGCACCUCCUUCUCAUGAAUACACACUUCCUUCGAUUCAAAAACCAUCUGCUCAUGUUGCUCAGGAUAUCAUUGAUACCAUUAGUGCUACUAUUUUAUUACAAAGGCUCUCACAAGAUGAUGGAGCAAGACCUUUUCGACCUUUUGAAUCCUCUGUGAUCCCAUCCAAAGUGAUUGUAGGUCAUCAGGAAUUUACCAUUUGUUGGGAUUAGACUUUAUUUAUUUAUUUCACAAAAUCCAUACCAUACGUGUUUCGCGCGCGCAACGUUAUUUCUUUUUUAAAUUAUUCUCUUUAGCAUCAAUUUUUUUUUCUUUGUAAUACCAUCCUAUGCCCCCCUCUUUUUUUAACUUUCAAAAUAAACAAAUAGUUUUUUACAUGUAUAAA
Messenger RNA from Gilbertella persicaria, 1129 nucleotides. RefSeq lists its product as uncharacterized. The transcript is spliced from 3 exons. The record is from RefSeq and is a predicted model, not a curated record. Bases 429 to 956 code for a protein of 175 amino acids. Lineage: Eukaryota; Fungi; Mucoromycota; Mucoromycetes; Mucorales; Choanephoraceae.